This is a messenger RNA of Melitaea cinxia (Glanville fritillary), 2611 nucleotides long. RefSeq names its product ELKS/Rab6-interacting/CAST family member 1-like. The coding region runs from base 242 to 2401 and encodes 719 amino acids. NCBI's taxonomy places the organism in Eukaryota, Metazoa, Arthropoda, Insecta, Lepidoptera, Nymphalidae. The record is from RefSeq and is a predicted model, not a curated record. The transcript is spliced from 6 exons.
UUGGAAAUUGGAAGUUUGGAACGUUGACGGUUGAACAGUUGAAUACAACAGAAAUCAAAACAAAAGAUUCUAGCUGGUACUGCGUUUUCGCGCGCGAAUCAUUACAGAAUACAGAUAGCAGCACUUUUUGCAAUCAACUCUUGAUUUUAACAAAAUAUUACUUAACUUAGUAACUUAUUAAGAGCGUCUUUAGAUAAAUUAAUUAUUGUAGGAUUAUAUAAGUUAACGUUUCUAUUGAAGAAUGUUUUCAAAAGCAAAAAGAUUUGAGUCCACUGCACAUAUUAAAAGUCAUUUUAAUACACAAAAUAAAAGAGAUACUGAAAAACAACCAAGUAAAGCGCCUGUUGUCCUAAAAACUAAAUUACCGUCUACUACGCCUUCUAAAGAAAGUUCAGAUGCAAAGUCACAAUGUAGUUCCACGAGUACCAAAUCUUUCAAAACCCCAAGACCUCUCAAACCUUCAACUGCUACAAAUAAAUUUACAGCUGGUAGCCUAAAAAAGACAUUACCUCUUUCCAAAAACUUACCUAAAAAUCAUGAAACCAAAGAUCAAGAAGAACUCAUUAAAGCAUAUCAAGUUGAAAUAAGGAAUAAGGAUACUACUAUUUCUGAGUAUAAUAAACAAAUAGAUGACCUAAAAUGUGAAAUUGCCAAAUUACAAAAUCUCUUACAAGAAACCAAAAAGAAUUGUGAUGAUGUUGAAAAAAUCAAUAAUAAAUUUAGCCAGAUAGCUAUGAGCGAUGAGCAGCCUAGCAAUGAUAAAAACGCCAAUGAAACUUGCCCUGUUGCACUUAUCAAUCAAUUAAAUUAUAAGAUAUUUGAUUUACGAAAGAAUUGUGAAAAGUUAGAGAAAGAGGUCAGUGACAAACAAGUAGAACUUUCGUCGCUUGAAGAAGUGAUAACUAUUAGAGAUACCUUGUGCACUGAUUUACAAAAUAAGCUUACCAAUGUAGAAUCUUGCUUAGAAGAAACUCGCCAAAGACUUGAAAUGGUUAAAGGUCAUCAUGCUUUGGCUCUAGAAGCAAAUGAAAGCAUCAGACGUGAAUAUAAAGCUGAGCUUGAAACUCUUAAAACAAAGCUAGAUGAAGAAAAACAGGCAAUCCUUGCAAAAUCCAAGGCUGACCAAGAAAACUUGAAAUUAACGUACAACACAUUAAUAGAUUCAAUUAAAUGUCAGCUUAAAAAAGAAAAAGAUGAUAAAGUACAGGAGUUACAGCAAUCUAUGCUUGCAAAAGAUAGGGAAAUGAAAGCCAAAUUGGAACAAAUUGAUGAGGCUACACAUGAAAAAUUAAAACUUUGUGAAAUACAAUUUGAAGAGCGAAGCAGACAUUUACAAGAGCACUGGGCACAACAGCAAAAAGAAAUACAAUGCUUAGAAGCUGAAAUUAAAGAAUUAAAAUACUUACUUAACAUUAAUGAAGAAAAAAACUCUGUAUUAAAUAAGGAAAUUAAAAAUGUUCAAAAUGAAAAUGAUAUUUUGAGAACUGGGAAAGCCAAUUUAAUGAAGGAAUUGGAAGAUUUAAAAGAUGAAUCAAAAAAGAAAAUAAUAGAUUAUGAAAAUGAAAUCAACAAGUUAACAGUGGAAGUCGAUAGAGCAAUUAAAGAAAAAAAUAAAUUUGAAAUGUCAUUAUCCGUUACCAGAGAUAUAGUUCAAGUAUUGACCAUGCGCUUAAGAGAAUCUGAUAAUGAAUUGGAACACUUGGAGAGCCAAGUUCAAACAUUAACAAAUUCUAAAGAUGUUUUAGAAUCUGAGCUUGCCAGUUUUAAGAAUACACUUAAUAACACAGUACUGGAAUGUAAUGAAUAUAAAGAGGCACUUGUGAAUAUUUUGAAAUCUAAAGCUGCUCUGGCCAAAGAACAUAACAGAAUUAUGGAACACAAUGUAUCUUUAAUAGAAAGCCUACAGAAUGUUGAAAAAGAAGCUUAUCGUGAACUCGGAUCUAUUAAAAGUGAACUGAUUGAAGAUGUAGAAAUGAUUAAAAAGGAAUCUAAAUCCCAAAUACAACUGCUAAAGGAAGAGGUGGAAAAGAAACGUGUCCUGUGUGAAUUAGCUAAAGAGCAUGCUGGACAAGCAACGGCUGCAGCAGAACAAUCUCGUACCCUACUCUCACAAGCUGCUGCUGAGAUAUCUCGGCUUGAGAGUGAAAAUCAUUGUCUGCAACAACAGAUUCAAGAUCAACAGUCUUUAGUAGUUGAACUGUCACUUCUUAGACAAGAAAAUGAGGAAUUAACAAUGACUCUUGCAAAACAAUCUUCUGUAAUCGACAAACUUAAAAAGGAAGCUGAACAAGUACCAAUGAAACCUAAGUCGCCAUCUGUAAUGCGCAAGGGUCAUAAGAUUGGAAAAGAAAACAUUCAAGUCAUUUCUCCUUUAAGGGAGCGUAAUCAUUUGAUAUCAUAAUUUGUUUGUAUUUCUUUCUAACAUUGUCUAUAACAAAAUUGACUAACCUCCAUUUGUUGCAUACCAAAAUUUGUUUAUAUUUAUUAUUUAUUUAUUAUUCAUGUUUUAAUUUAUUGGCGUGUUACCUUUAUCAGAAAUUACUUUAAUGUAAUUUUCUUAUUUAUUGUGAACAUAUUGAUAGUUUUGAUAAUAAUAAAUAAACAGAAACAU